This is a messenger RNA of Alligator sinensis (Chinese alligator), 600 nucleotides long. RefSeq names its product NADH:ubiquinone oxidoreductase complex assembly factor 3 (gene NDUFAF3). NCBI's taxonomy places the organism in Eukaryota, Metazoa, Chordata, Crocodylia, Alligatoridae. The transcript is spliced from 3 exons. The record is from RefSeq and is a predicted model, not a curated record. Gene Ontology annotation, cellular component: mitochondrial inner membrane. Bases 346 to 585 code for a protein of 79 amino acids. Gene Ontology annotation, biological process: mitochondrial respiratory chain complex I assembly.
AGUUCCAGUCUUCUGGGAUGUGGUGAACAGCAGCUCCCUGUUCACUUGGUCCACACCCUGCAUGGUUUAUAGGCCUCCAUCAUAUCCCUGCCAUCUCCUUUCCAAACUAGAGUCCAAGACUCUACCACCUUUCCUGGAGAGGCAGAGACCAGAUGUGCGCACAGGUGUCGAGACACGGGCGCCCCAGGCUCUGCACAGCAGCGCAAUUUGGCCUCCCUUUUGUUUUCAGUUCCCUUCCCAACGGCGCAGGACGCAUUAGUGGCUUUUUUGGCAGCUGCUGCACGUGGAGCCGCCGUUCUCAGAGCUCUGCACUGAGAAAUCCUGGUGUUGGGCACAGGUGACCGGAUGGAGCAGGUGGACCCUGCCGUCCUGAGGGAGAUGCGGCAGCAGGGCAUUGCGGUGGAGGUGCAGGACACGCCCAACGCCUGCGCCACCUUCAACUUCCUGGUGAGUGAGAAUCGACUUGUGGCCGCUGGCCUCAUCCCUCCGCCCUCGGUCGGCAGGACCCUCCCCUUCACCCUGCCCAGCACUGCCAGCCUGCCAGACAGAGCUGCUGCUGGAGCAGGGGAGGGCGCCCCACAAUAAAGCACGUGCCGCAGA